Messenger RNA from Setaria italica (foxtail millet), 1372 nucleotides. Its product is annotated as transcription repressor MYB6. The transcript has 3 exons. Gene Ontology annotation, cellular component: nucleus. The record is from RefSeq and is a predicted model, not a curated record. Gene Ontology annotation, molecular function: sequence-specific DNA binding; DNA-binding transcription factor activity. The coding region runs from base 147 to 968 and encodes 273 amino acids. NCBI's taxonomy places the organism in Eukaryota, Viridiplantae, Streptophyta, Magnoliopsida, Poales, Poaceae. Gene Ontology annotation, biological process: regulation of DNA-templated transcription.
CUCACUCAUCACCUCCGCGGGACAGGCAGAAUCCGAGCAAAGGAAAGGCUUUUGCUCGCUCCCCUCCGGCCUCCGCUGAAAGCAGCUAAAAACAGCAGGCCCUUCGAGGCAAGAACCCCCGAGCUGAGCUUUGUGUUGGGUUGCCAAUGGAGGGGGAGCCGCUCGGCUGGGGACGGCAGGAGGUGGACGGGUGGAGGAAGGGCCCGUGGACCAGCCAGGAGGACAAGCUCCUCGUCGAGCACGUCCGGCAGCACGGCGAAGGGCGGUGGAACUCCGUCUCCAAGGUCACAGGGCUGAAGAGGAGCGGCAAGAGCUGCAGGCUGCGGUGGGUUAACUACCUGAGACCGGAUCUGAAGCGAGGAAAGAUCACACCCCAGGAAGAGAGCAUCAUAGUCCAGCUCCAUGCUUUGUGGGGAAACAGGUGGUCGACGAUCGCAAGGAGCCUGCCGGGCAGGACGGACAACGAGAUCAAGAACUACUGGAGGACGCACUUCAAGAAGGGGAAGCCGUCCAAGAACAUCGAGCGCGCGAGGGCAAGGUUCCUCAAGCAGCGGCAGGAGAUGCAGAGCCAGAAGCAGCAGCAGCUGUUGCAGAUGGGGCAUGUCGUCGCCAAGGACGAGAACGAGGACGGCGGCGCGCGCACCGUGACGGCGGCCGACGACGACGACCGCGGCAGCGCGGUCAUCGACGACGCGUGCGCGGCGCCGGCGGUAGCCGAAGCUGCCGCAGGCGGGCACCACCACGAGGAUCUGAUCAUGCACGACGCCAUGGACUUCAUGUGCCCCAUGUCCUGCGCCCUCCUCCUCCACUGCGCCGUCCAGGGCGGCGGCACCGGCAGCUGCUGCGGCUCCACCGCCAGCGACGAGUACGGGUCCAGCGAGGAGGACGGCGCCACGUGGGGCAGCCUGUGGAACCUUGACGGCGUGGUCGACGACGCCGCCGGCGGCGGGCCAUGCACGCUGUGGUAGAGAGAUUCUCGCUAACCCGUUGCCGCAUGCCCUUCGACUAGAGCGAGAGAUCGAUCGAGCUGAUCAUCUCGUCGUGUAGGGGGUGUUGGUGCUGGUGGAUAAGGACGGGACAACUGCUACCGUACAUCCACUCUGCAGCUGCCGGCGCCACAGCUGAUGACCCGUAAAAGCUCUGGGGCGCUUUCUAUAUGGGGGAAACGUACGUACACAGGAGAAGUUUUUUCCCGCUAUAUAUAGCUAGCAAUUAGCAAAGCUCUGUGAUCCUUACCUGUAAAACUAAGGGGAUAUGAGGGUGACAAAUUACCCAAUUCGAUAUUGAUUAUUUCCAACCAUGCAUCAUGCAUGCACGCACCGAGUGUAAAAAGUGUGUAUUACGUGUAUGAACAAUCUCCAGUUAUCACUAA